GCCGCAAUGGCAAAAGGCGAUGACGCCUUCCAGCUUGUACCGCGGGCAAUUAUGGUCUUCCAUGAUACCCCAAAAAUGGUUUCAAAACAGAAAUUGGCGCCUUCGGAGGACCCAACUUCUGGAUGACCUUUGCCCGCUUCGGCUUCUCCAACCUCGGGCUUCCGUCCGUUCUUCCCCGCCUCCGCCGUCAAUGAAUGAAUAAAUGGAUGGAUGUCAAGAGCCAGUAAUUCUUGUAUGAAUGGACGUCCAUCAUGACCGGCACAAACUCUCGGAUCCCAAUGUCAUAUUCAUUCGACCUUCGUGCGCCCAUCAUAAGAGACAGUACAACAACCGUGUUACCGACCACAUCUGCAACAUCGCCGGGCUUCUCCUGCAACUCGCCCGAGGAACCCACCACCCAAGACGGUCAAGAUCACGACGAUGCCCAAUCCCAAGGAUCGGGAAAACGACAGCGGCGACUGACCACCACCGACUUUACUCGCAGGAAACGCGCUGUGACAGCCUGUCAAUUCUGCCGUGUCCGUAAGACAAAGUGCGAUAAUGUUCGUCCAACAUGUGGCUUUUGCGUGCGGCAUAGAGCCAAGUGCAUCUAUUUAGACGCAGACAGUGAGACGGGAGAUGAGGGGGUGGAAGAUGCAGUUUCCAAUCGUCAAAUACUGGACCGCCUGGAUGAAAUAAAGGAGAUACUCCAGAAGACCAACGACUCACCUCAACCUUUCUCAGACAUUGAGCCUAUACUCACUAAUACCGAAGCCCCCCAGACACCUGCAGCUGGCAGUCCAUGGACAAGGUUCUCUGCUGGUGCACAAUACGAAACACAAAAGGCAUCACAAGUGCAACCGUACGAAUCUGAACGACUUCCCUUUGCUGCUCUACGUUGUGAAUCCCUGCUUCAAUGGCCGGCACUCUGCAACAUUAUCCCGAGCGAUGCCCGUGACGUUGACUCGUUCCCACUAAGUCCGGGGUACAAAGAAAGCAGUGUACAGAAACCAAACAGUACUGGGAAGGGUAUCGAUGAAUCCUCAUUUGUCACCCUGUGCCGAAAGUUUCUUGCACAUGUGCAUCCCCGAAAUCCGGUUCUGGACGGACAGCAACUCAUAAGGCAUGCUCGUACUACAGAAGAAAAUGGUCUGAAAUGGGACACUUCAUCCUGCCUCGUUCUUUUGUCAUGUGCUCUGGCUGAAUAUACUGGCUUUUGGAUAAAGCCAAAUGAGUAUCUUGUCCCGCCAACUCGGGAGCAGCUUCGACAAAGAGACGACCCCGACCAGGGUCCCAGGGCUGAACCAUACUAUGCAGCAGCGCAAAAGAGGAUGGGUCUUCUUGGGAAUACUAUUGAAGAUAUUCAGUGCUUUGUCUUGGCGACCAUAUUCGAGAAAUUUGCCUUUCGCCCGUUGAGGGCCUGGUACUACGUUCAACAAGCCUGUUCCCGUCUGGAGAUUCAUCUGCGCCAGCGUGGUGAAAGACCUCGAGUACCUUUUCGGCAAAACAACCCAGCAGACUAUCAUUUAGAGCAGAGACUCUUCUGGACCUGCUUUCGAGCAGAAAGUGAGCUUGUCUUUGAACUAGGAUUGCGACCAAGUGCCCUCGAGAGUUUCUCAUACCCAGAGCCGCUUCCAACACCCCCGGAAGGCCUAUUAGCUGGAACUGGACAGACUCCAAGAAGUGAAGGCUCGCAUAUCGAUCAGGAUGAAGAGCAACGCUAUGUUGACGAGCGAGGGUGGUACUACUACCUGUCCGAAAUUUCCAUCCGGCGUACGGUAGACGAGACCUUGAACCUUUUGUACAGAAAUGGGGAAGAGUAUUGGAUGAAGCACCCAACAUACUUGAUUCGUCAGUACCAUGAAUCUGAGCAACAGAUAUCGCAGUGGCAUUACCAUCUUCCUGCUGCAGUUCAGUUUGAAAACGAUAAACUUCCAGAAGAGGAAUUUGCAUCUGCUCUUCAAGGCAGGGCAUCCCUUUGGCAAGAGUAUACGCUUCGCCCUAUCUUUUAUUACCUGCUGCACUGUCCUCAAGAUGAUCCUGUCUUUCCUCAGGCGCAUAUCCUUGCGCUCAAAGAACUCGAUAUCUGCGCCAAAAUGAUCCAUCGUCUCGCUUUCCAAGGGCGUCAUGGCGGUACAUGGCUAAUAUCUCGUAAGAUCUUCCUAAGCGCCUGUAUCGUUCUUGCUGCUGCCUCUAAUCCGCACCGAAUUCAUCCUCCUGAUGAGUGGCAGAUGCUCAUUGAACUUGCAAUACACACACUGGAGCGUUGGGCAGUGGAUGCUGUUGACGUUGGGCAGAUGGCCGAAAUUUUGAGACAUAUGUAUCACCAAGUAUGAACAAUAAUGCAUCAACUUAGUUUAUAAGUAAUAAUUGAAUGAUCUCCUAAUAUACAUAGCUUGU
Fusarium odoratissimum NRRL 54006 is the source of this 2379-nucleotide messenger RNA. RefSeq lists its product as uncharacterized. The transcript has 4 exons. Gene Ontology annotation, biological process: DNA-templated transcription; regulation of DNA-templated transcription. Gene Ontology annotation, molecular function: zinc ion binding; DNA-binding transcription factor activity, RNA polymerase II-specific; DNA binding. The record is from RefSeq and is a predicted model, not a curated record. NCBI's taxonomy places the organism in Eukaryota, Fungi, Ascomycota, Sordariomycetes, Hypocreales, Nectriaceae. The coding region runs from base 252 to 2315 and encodes 687 amino acids.